Molecule: messenger RNA, 4448 nt
Organism: Hydractinia symbiolongicarpus
Lineage: Eukaryota; Metazoa; Cnidaria; Hydrozoa; Anthoathecata; Hydractiniidae
Product: myosin-IIIb-like
Exons: 29
Coding region: 113-4174 (1353 amino acids)
Biological process (GO): regulation of DNA-templated transcription
Cellular component (GO): myosin complex
Molecular function (GO): ATP binding; cytoskeletal motor activity; protein binding
Source: RefSeq, a predicted model, not a curated record
UUGAUCUGCGAUGGGAAACAGAACAUGAAAAUAUAAUUAGCUAACAUGUGGCUUGAAGUUAUUUCCAUAACCUAGGAGUUUUGCAAGUAAAGGGUUCAUAUUAUACUUUUAGAUGGAAAUUAAGGAUUUAUGUUCACUUGAAAAUCUGGAAAAGGAUGUUGUGUUAAAUACAUUGAAAGAAAGAUACGAUGGAAAUAAUUUUUACACAUAUAUUGGUGACAUCUUGAUAUCUGUCAAAUCCAAAAGAGAAAAUAAAAUCGCUUUUAAAGAAAUAUUCCAGGAGUACAAAACUGCAUUGUGUGUAUCUGCUCUCCCGCCUCACAUUUAUGGGAUUUCUUGUCACAUACAUCAAUCACUCACCAUUACUUCUGAAAACCAAUGUUUUAUUGUGUCUGGUGAGUCUGGAGCUGGCAAAACAGAAAAUGAAAAAUUAGUAUUUGAUCAAUUUUUAUCACUAUGCACAUCCAAUCAUCACCAGUUAAUCAGAAAAAUAUCACAGGUCAGCAUUAUUCUUGAAUCAUUUGGAAAUGCAAAGACAUCACUAAAUGAAAAUUCAACAAGACUUGGAAAAUAUUUUCAAUUGUUUUUUUCUGAAGCUGGGAAAUUAGAUUUUGGUUAUGUCACAGAAUAUCUUUUAGAAAAGUCAAGGGUUGCUUCGCAGAGGAAGGGUGAACAGAACUUCCACGUCUUUUAUAAUCUUUUUUCUGGAAGAACAGAUGAAGAAUUAUCAAAACAUCUUCUUGACUUGCCAACACAGCAUAGGUAUUUAAAGUAUGGAGAAGCAUUUGGAGAUGACAAUUUGUUUAUAUGGGGGCAAAGAUAUAAGUCCAUGUUAAACGCAUUUACUUUACUUGGUUUUGAGAAAGAGGAUUUGCAGAGUGUUUUCGGCAUAUUAUCAGCUAUUCUUAACGUUGGUGAUGUAAAGUUUUCUUUACAAGAUGAAAAAACAGGAGUUUAUGUGGAGAAUCUUGACUUACUUGAUAAAGUUGCAGUUUUACUAGGUGUUGAAUCUGACGAUUUGGAAUUGUGUCUAACAAGUAAUUUUGUCACAGCAAAAGAUAGUUCUGUGUCGUCAUUUAAAAAUGUUGCUGAAGCAAACCACUGUCGUGACUGUUUGGCAAAAGAUUUAUAUGGUCGUUUAUUUGGUUGGAUAAUAUGCAAGACUAAUAUGUUGAUAAAUCCUGAUAAUAUAAAGAAAAAAAAAUCUGACCUUUUAAAUGUUGGUUUUCUGGAUAUGUUCGGUUUUGAAGAUUACCAAAAGAAUUCGUUUGAACAACUUUACAUCAAUUCAGCAAAUGAACAACUCCAACUUCACUUCACACAGCAUGUCUUUGCACUGGAAAAGGUUGAAUAUGGUGAAGAGGAAUUAGACUUUCAACCCUUUGAAUAUAUUGAUAACAAAAGUCUCAUCAACUUGUUACUAGAGAAACCACACGGUAUAUUUGCAUUGGUUGAAGAAGAAAGCAAAUGUUUACAAGCUGAUGAUAAUUUAUUAGUUUCUGCACUGAAUGCACAUUGUUCUGAGCAUACUCAUUAUAUUGCAACAAAUUCUAAAUUUGCAAUCUUUAGCAUCAAUCAUUCUUUUAAAAAGGUAGCAUAUGUAGCCGAUGGUUUCUUGGAGAAAAAUAAUGAGAAGAUUGAACAUUCGCUGAUUGAAUGUUUAAGAGGUUCCCACAGCCAGUUAGUUAGCACAAUGUUUAAUUCAACAAUAACAAGGAUUGGUACCCUUUCCUUAAAGACCGGAACAGGAAAAGAAAAAAAUUAUCAUAACGAUUUAAGAAGUUUGUAUGAAAAAAGACAAAAAAAACGGUUGGAUAAUGACCGAAACUACAAUACGAAUAGAGCAAGCCAUAACACAAAAAUUAAAAACAAAAAGAUUUCAACUUCAAGAAAGCCCAAGCCCCCUGUAUCUAUGGCGAUACAAUUUAGGAAUUCCCUUGUUGAUUUAAUGGAGAAGGUACUUUUGUGUCAAGCUCAUUUUCUCAGGUGCAUAAAGCCAUGCAGAGCAAAAGAUGACGAUGCAUUUGAGGAUGAUUUUGUUUUGUCACAAAUCGAAUACAUGGGUUUGAUUGACACUAUAAAAAUUCGAAAAUAUGGCUAUCCUGUUCGAUUGCUUUUUAAAACGUUCAUUGAACGCUAUCGCUUCCUCUUAUUCCCAUUAUCAACCACUUUGGAAUACACUGGAGAAAACUGCGAGAAGAUUCUUAAGCAGCAUAAUAUAAGCGGAUACAAGAUUGGUAAAACUAAGAUAUUCCUUCAACUUGAUCACGUGAACACGCUGACUGAAGAACUCCAAAAAUUAAUAAGAAAAGUCACCACAACUCAAAAAAUGGUGCGUGGUCAUCUGGCGAGAAUUGAUUUUGAUUUCAUGCAAACCAAUCGAAAACAAGAAGAAAGGAAUUUAGGAAAUUUACUUGUUUCGAUUUCGUCAAAAAGCAAGAAGAUGCAUGAUAAUUUGAUUGCAUUAAAUGACGUUGAUAUCAAAAGACAUCACAAAGUAAAAGAGAAGGAGGGAAAGAACGAGCAAGAGAAAGAAAAUAUACAAAAACGAAAACUAACGAAAACAGAGUCGGAUAGCACUCGUAUUAAAGAAUCGUUACAAAGUGUUGCUGUCGAUUCUCCAAACAAAAAGAUUCCUCGCAGCAAGUCCAAACCACACGGUGAAGUGAUCAAAAGAAGUUUCACGGCGUCGUCAAUGUCGGCGUGGUGCCGUGUCGACUGUUAUGAACGACAACAUCAUGUCGCGUCGUUUAGUAUGGAUCAAACCGUCAUUUGCGUAGAAGGAACACACCCUGUUAGCGAUAAAAAUCGAAUUGCUUUCGCAGCAUUGCCGUCAAGAUCUGAAGACUCGAAAGUGGCGAAAGUGAAAAGCUGUAUAGGCAAGGGUGUCCAGUUGCACCAGGAUGAGCGACAAAAUCUAUGGGCAACUCGUCUCGGCAAAAAUCCGAUAUUCGUCCGUGGUCACACGUUAUGUCCAGAACUCGUGAAACUGAAUGGAAAGUUAACUCAGGGCGUCCCAAUGAAAGUUCUCGAUACGACUGCUUUUAAAGAAUACGUGAAAGAAGAAGUCGAAACAAAUGGAGGAGUCACUGACGAAGUGAAGGAGACAAUUAUAUCGAAACUAAAGGUUUGCAUGAGUUUUAUCAAAGACACAGUAGUUGAUGAGGAGACGCCAUGUUGGUUUGAGGUGUGGUUACUCAAAGUUCAAGAAAACGUCCUACGUUACCUUGACAACUUUAAGAAACGUCGCGAACAUGAAGAAAAAAGGAGAUCAUCUCAUUUUACACACAACGUCGUGCCGAUUUCAGAGCACAAACAACGACAGGACCCGAAAACAACAGGACCUGAAAUGCGACGUGCCAAAAGCGGGGAUCAUUUAAGAACAGCGGAAAGAAGACCAAGAAGCCACACUGCUAUUAUUCCAGGCACGGAAAAGACGCAAACAGGAGUUCUUCGUCCCAGACCUCCAUCGCAAUAUUAUAAUCCACCGGUGAGUCGAAUGGUAAUGGACCAGGAGAACUUACCGCGUAAGAUUUCUCACCAUAAUAAUAAUAACGGAAUGAAACGAGAAAAAAGUAUGGAAGUUAUAAGAAGAGAGAAGAGUAUGGACGUUCGACUUGAGUCUAGAUUGUUGCUUGAGAGGGAAUACAGAAACAGUAUGAAACUUACUGAUAGACAAUUACCGAAGAAACUUAAAAAAGGAAGCCCGGGACAAAGUCCGGAACAGUCGCUAUCGCGGAGCAGUAGUGCAAGCUCACGCAUGGAACCUAAAGACAGCACGAUGGAAAGUAUUUCCUCGAUCGAAAAUUCAAGUAGAACAAGUGUGAACUCUCGAUUAUUCAACGGCAAUAAUACGCCGAGCCCUCAGGAACCUGAUACUAAACGAGCAAAUUAUAACGCACCCAAAGAAGGGAUGAGUUAUCGGCAAGUGUUUGGGUUACAAUCGUCGGAUUAUUUAUUUAACGUCACGCCGCCCAAUUAUACACGACAUCGUCGUUUUUCUGACUCCGACACUGAGUCACUACAUAACUUUGUUCACAGAAUUAUCCCACAGGAUGAUUCUAAAAAUAAAGUCUUACAAAACAUUCAACCAAAAAAAUGGUUAAAAAAAGCACGCAGAAAGAGCGAAGACGUUCCGAAGAAAAAGGUUGUGGCUCAACUAUCAAAUAAAUAAAGUAGAAACUAUGAUCUUGUUUUAUGAAGUUUAAUUUUUUUUAUCGAUACACUUCUGUUUCAUUCAAUAUCCAUUUCAUUCAUAUGACCUUUUUUAGCAACGUGAUAAAACACAGAACUGUUGCGCAUGUAGUCUUCGUUAAGAUUCUUCAAUUUUUGUUACUAUCUUACGUCGUAUUAUUUAUUCUAUUUAUGUUUAUCUUCAACUUACUUAUUGUGCGCUUUCAUAAAGAAAACCUUUUUAUCAUGUAGAAUAAAUAAGAAUUAUUAUUUAA